This is a messenger RNA of Trichechus manatus latirostris (Florida manatee), 17451 nucleotides long. It is a transcript of the gene AHNAK2, whose product is annotated as AHNAK nucleoprotein 2. Bases 16 to 17154 code for a protein of 5712 amino acids. Gene Ontology annotation, cellular component: cytoplasm; costamere; nucleus. The record is from RefSeq and is a predicted model, not a curated record. Gene Ontology annotation, molecular function: protein binding. NCBI's taxonomy places the organism in Eukaryota, Metazoa, Chordata, Mammalia, Sirenia, Trichechidae. The transcript is spliced from 9 exons. Gene Ontology annotation, biological process: regulation of RNA splicing.
CGGACUUUUUCCAGUAUGAGUCGUCCAGAGUCCAUGCAGGGGGCGACAGAGGUGAUGCUGAAGACCGAGGUGGAGGUUGGGGCCAGCGGCUACAGUGUCACUGGCGGUGGGAGUCAGGGGAUCUUUGUCAAGCAAGUGUUGAAGGAGUCCUCGGCUGCCAAGCUCUUCAGCUUGAGAGAAGGGGACCAGCUGCUCAGUGCAACCAUAUUCUUUGACGACAUCAAAUACGAAGAUGCUCUCAAAAUCCUUCAGUACUCAGAGCCGUACAAGGUUCAGUUUGGAAUCAAACGGAAACUUCCUGACAGAGAGAACGAGGAGGGGGCCCUCAGUGAUGCGCAACAUGGCCCAAAGGGCCUCGAGAAACAGGACAAGGAGGUUGCCGAUGGGUGCGCAGAGGGCCCCAUAAAGAUACUGGAAGGAGGUGGGGACCAAGACAGUCUCCUUCCCAAGGCCAGGGAGGGGCGCGGUAGGCGACCCCAGAAGGAGAGGCUCUCCUGGCCAAAAUUCCAAGCAAUGCGGCCCAAGUACGGGCAGGGACCCCGGCGGUCACACAGCUCCUCAGAGGCCUACGAGCGGGGCGCCCCAGAUGUGUCCCCCACAAGCACAGACACAGAGGCCCAGCUCCCAGGGGAGGAGCAGGAGCUGCAGGGCGGCCAGCACACAAGGAAGUUCCUGAGCCUGCGAUUCUGGAUGGGCUCAGGGCGUCCAGGCAAAGGGGCCCAGGGGGGGCCCGUUCCAGGGGUCCUGGAGGAGGCAGAGUUCUUGGACACAGGUGUCCUGUUGAGCACAGAGCCCAGCGGCUAUGGGGAAGGAGUGCCAGAAGAGGCUGCAGGCCCUGCAGCCAGACGCAGAAAGAAGAAGACCAAGGAGGACACAGCCCAGGAGGAAGUGGCCGGGCAGACGGGGCCCAGGGGUGGCCCUGCCUCCGAGCAGGCCUGGGGGGAGAAAGGGGACGCAGUGCGGGAGCUAGAAGCCGGGAUUGCCAAACUGUCUUUGCAAGAUGCCACCGUGGCCAAUGGCACACAGAGUAGCCUACCAGAAAUACGAGUCCGCAUCCCCCAUUUGCAGACACCCUGCUUUGGGGUCUCCAAACAAAAAGUACUGGAUGCAGAAACAGCCAUCUCCGAACCCCAGCUGGGGCUGCAGCCAGGAAGGCUCUCUGGAGAGGUGCCUGGGCCCAGGGUGGAGGUGGAAGGAGAAGCAGAGAGCCUGGGAGCUGGAGCACCCCAGGAGGACUUGCCAGAACACGGGGAUCAGAGAAGACAGAGGCAGACAGCAGGGCAGGCUGGAGCAAUAGUCAGGGCUGAAGAAAAAGAUGUGGAGGGCAUCGAGGGAAAGCUAAAAAUGCCCAAGUUCAAAAUGCCCUCAUUUGGAUGGUCACCCAGCAAGGAACCAAAAACACCUGGGGCAAAACAUCCACAAGAAGCUAGAGGCAGCCAGGUCAUAGCUGGGACAGCCAGGCCACAAGCGAGAGCCAGCGAAACAGAAACAGAACCCGAACAUGACGAGCAACAACGAAAAACAUCCAUAAAAUUACCAGGAGGCAGAGCAGAUGGUGUGAGCCUGGAGGGAGAUGUGUCCCUGGCAGACAAGGACGUGGUCACCAAAGACAGCAAGUUCAAGAUGCCCAAGUUCAAGAUGCCGUCCUUUGGGGUGUCAGCUCCCAGCAAAGAAGAGGCAUCCUCUGUGGAUGUGUCCUUGCCCAGGGUUGGGGUGGAAGCAUCCCUGCCCUCCCUGGAGGGAAACAUCCAAGCUGCAGAAGUGAAGGCACAGCUGCCAGCAAAGGAAGUGGACAUGAGAGGAGAGACCAUCAGCAUAAAAAUGACAGGAGAGGUGUCAGUGGGAGACACCAGGGUCCAAGAGGAGGAAGCUGGGCUAAAGGAGAACAUGCCUAAGGUUCAGAUUCCAGGCACCAAGAUGCCAAAGGUGGACCUGAAGGGCAUCAAAGUGGAUGUCAGCCUCCCCGAUGUGGAGGUGUCACUGCCCAAGGUCUCAGUGGACUCUCCGGCUCCCAGGUCCUCCGGGAAGGGUGUGAAGGUGGAGGGAGAAGUCAAGCUGAGAGACAAGGACAUGAAGACCAAGGACAGCAAGUUCAAAAUGCCGUCUUUCAAAAUUCCAUCUUUUGGCGCGUCUCCUGCAAGCAAGGCCAUUGAGGCACCAGUGGACGUGCCUCUGCCAGAGGCACAGGUGGACGUGUCCCUCCCCUCCACUGAGGGAGAAGUCAAGACUGGUGACCUCAGCAUUCAACUCCCAUCUGCCGAUGUGGAAGAGAAGGGUGGCGAGGUGGGCGUUAAAGUCCCUGAGGGCCAGCUGUCCAAAGGAGAGCUCACGGGACAGGCCGUUGGAAGUGAUCUCAAAGGGCACCUGCCCAAGUUCCAGAUGCCCAGUGUCACGAUGACCAAAGUGGACUUUAAAGCCCCUCAGGUGGAUAUUAAGGGCCCCGAAGUGGACACGAAAGCAAUUAAGGGGGAGGUGGCCACCCCUGAUGUGGAUGUGUCCCUGCCAAGGAUGGAGGUGGACAACCAGGUGCCAGGCACCAAAGUGGAGGGCGAUGUGACCCUGGGACAUAAAGACUCAGUUGUCAAAGACAGCAAGUUCAAGAUGCCCAAGUUCAAGAUGCCAUCCUUUGGUGUGUCUGCGCCAAGCAAGUCAAUCGAGGCAUCAGUGGACGGAUCUCUACAGGAGGCACAAGUGGACGUGUCCCUCCCCUCCCCCAAGGGAGAAGUCAAGACUGGCGACCUCAGCAUUCAACUCCCCUCUGCUGACGUGGAAGCGAAGGUUGGUGAAGUGGGCAUGAAGCUCCCUGAAGGACUGUUGCCAGAGGGCCAGCUGCCCCAUGGAGAGCUUGCAGGACAGGCUGUGGGAGAUGAACUCAAAGGGCACCUGCCCAAGUUCCAGAUACCCAGCGUCAAGAUGCCCAAAGUGGACUUCAAAGCCCCUCAGGUGGACACCAAGGGCCCCAAAGUGGACUUGAAGGGGCCCAAAUUGGACAUGAAAGGUUUCAAGGGGGAGGUGGACAACACAGACUUGGAGGUGGCUCUACCAAGUGUGGAGGUGGACAUCCAGGCACUGGGUGCCAAGCUGGAGGGUGACGUGUCCCUGGGAGACAAAGACUUGGCCACCAAAGACAGCAGGUUCAAGAUGCCCAAGUUUAAGAUGCCAUCCUUUGGGGUGUCAGCUCCAAGGAAGGACUUGGGAUCCUCCGUUGACUUGCCAGGGCCCAAAGAGGGUAUGGAGUCGUCCCUGCCCUCCCUGGGAGUAGAGAUCACACCUGCUGAGGGGAGCAUCCCAGUGCCACGUGCUGACAUCACCCAACCAGGGGCUGAGCUGGACUUGUCCGUCCCAGAGGUGGAGGUGACUGUUGGAGAACUGAAGGAUAAAACUGAAGGGGCAAGGAUCAAAGAACAGCUGCCCAAGGUCCAGAUGCCUGACAUCAAGAUGCCCAAGGUGGACCUGAAGGGCCCUAAGGUGGACAUCAGCUUCCCUGAAGUGGACGUGUCCCUGCCCAAAGUUGAGGUGAGUGCCCCGGCUCCCAGGAUCUCCAUGGAGGGUGUGAAGGUGGACGGAGACGUCAAGAUGGAAGACAAGAACAUCAAGACCAAGGAAGGCAAGUUCAAAAUGCCCUCUUUCCAGAUGCCAUCCUUUGGUGUGUCUGUGCCAAGCAAGUCCACUGAGGCCUCAGUGGAUGUGUCUCUGCCAGAGGCACAGGUGGAUGUGUCCCUCCCCUCCCCCAAAGAAGAAGUCAAGACUGGUGACCUCAGCAUUCAACUCCCAUCUGCUGACAUGGAAGUGAAGGGUGGCGAGGUGAGCAUUAAAGUCCCUGAGGGCCAGCUGUCCAAAGGAGAGCUCACGGGACAGGCCGUUGGAAGUGGUCUCAAAGGUCACCUGCCCAAGUUCCAGAUGCCCAGUGUCACGGUGCCCAAAGUGGACUUCAGAGCCCCUCAGGUGGACAUCAAAGGACCCAAAGUGGACCUGAAGGGCCCCAAAGAAGACUUGAAAGCCCUUAAGAGGGAAGUGGCCACCCCUGAUGUGGACGUGUCCCUGCCCAGUGUGGAGGUGGACAUCCAGGCACCAGACACCAAGGUGGAGAGUGACAUGUCCCUGGGACACAAAGACUCAGUUGUCAAAGAUAGCAAGUUCAAGAUGCCCAAGUUCAAGAUGCCAUCCUUUGGUGUGUCUGCACCAAGCAAAUCAAUUAAGGCAUCGGUGGACGUAUCUCUGCAGGAGGCACAGGUGGAUGUGGCCCUCCCCUCCCCCAAGGGAGAAGUCAAGACUGGCGACCUCAGCAUUCAACUCCCCUCCGCUGAUGUGGAAGUGAAGGGUGGUGAAGUGGGCGUGAAGCUCCCUGAAGGACAGUUGCCUGAGGGCCAGCUGCCACAGGGAGAACUCGCAGGACAGGCCAUAGGAGACGAACUCAAAGGGCACCUGCCCAAGUUCCAGAUACCCAGCAUCAAGGUGCCCAAAGUGGACUUCAAGGCCCCUCAGGUGCACAUCAAGGGCCCCAAAGUGGACCUGAAGGGGCCCAAAUUGGACAUGAAAGGUUUCAAGGGGGAGGUGGACAACACAAAUGUGCAAGUGGCUCUGCCAACUGUGGAGGUGGACAUCCAGGCACCAGGUGCCAAGGUGGAGGGUGAUGUGUCCCUGGGAGACAAAGACUUGGCCACCAAAGAUAGCAAGUUCAAGAUGCCCAAGUUCAAGAUGCCGUCCUUUGGGGUGUCGGCUCCAAGGACAGACUUAGGAAUCCCUUUGGACUUGUCAGUGCCCAAAGUGGGUGCGGAGUCUUCCCUGCCCUCUCUGGGAGUGGAGAUCGCACCCACUGAGGGGAGCAUCCCAAUGCCAUCUGCUGACAUCACCCUAACAGGGACUGAGCUGGACGUGUCCCUCCCAUUGGUGGAGGUGGCUGCUGGAGAGAUUAAGGACAAAACUGAAGGGGCAAGGAUCAAAGGACAGCUGCCCAAGGUCCAGACGCCUGACAUCAAGAUGCCCAAGGUGGACCUGAAGGGCCCUAAGGUGGACAUCAGCCUUCCGGAAGUGGACGUGUCACUGCCCAAGGUUGAUAUGGAUGCCCCAGUUCCCGGGAUCUCCAUGGAAGGGGUGAAGGUGGAAGGAGACGUCAAGAUGGAAGACAAGGACAUCAAGACCAAGGAAGGCAAGUUCAAAAUGCCCUCUUUCAAGAUGCCAUCCUUUGGUGUGUCUGUGCCAAGCAAAUCAAUGGAAGCAUCGGUGGACGUGUCUCUGCCAGAGACAAAAGUGGUUGUGUCUCUCCCCUCCACUGAGGCAGAAGUCAAGACCAGUGACCUCAGCAUUCACCUCACAUCUGCCGACAAGGAAGGAAAGAGUGGUGAGGUGGGUGUGAAGCUCCCCAAGCGCCAGCUGCCCGAGGGAGACCUCGCAGGACAGGCUGUGGGAGCCAGACUCAAAGGGGACCAGCCCAAGUUCCAGACGCCCGACAUCAAGCUGCCAAAAGUGGACUUCAAGGCCCCCCAUGUGGACAUCGAGGGCCCCAAAAUGGACCUGAAGGCCUCCAAGGUGGACAUCAGCCUCCCCAAAGUGGAUUUGUCCCUGCCUAAGGUUGAGGUGGAUGCCCCAGCUCCCGGGAUCUCCAUGGAGGGUGUGAAAAUGGAAGAUGUCAAGAUGGAAUACGUCAAGACCAAGGAUAGCAAAUUCAAAAUGCCCUCUUUCAAGAUGCCAUCCUUUGGUGUGUCUGUGCCAAGCAAGUCCACUGAGGCCUCCAUGGAUGUGUCUCUGCCAGAGACACAGGUGGACGUGUCCCUCCCCUCCAUUGAGGGAGAAGUCAAGAUCGAUGACCUCAGCAUUCAACUCCCAUCUGCCAACGUGGAAGUGAAGGGUGGCGAGGUGGGCAUUAAGUUCCCUGAGGGCCAGCCGUCCAAAGGAGAGCUCAUGGGACAGGCCGAUGGAAGUGGUCUGAAAGGUCACCUGCCCAAGUUCCAGAUGCCCAGUGUCAAAGCCCCUCAGGUGGACAUCAAGGGACCCAAAGUGGACCUGAAGGGCCCCAAAGAAGACUUGAAAGCCCUUAAGGGGGAGGUGGCCACCCCUGAUGUGGACAUGUCCCUGCCCAGUGUGGAGGUGGACAUCCAGGGACCAGACUCCAAGGUAGAGGGUGACAUGUCCCUGGGAGACAAAGACUUGGCUGCCAAAGACAGCAAGUUCAAGAUGCCCAAGUUCAAGAUGCCAUCCUUUGGGGUGUCGGCUCCAAGGAAAAACUUGGGAACGUCCGUGGACUUGCCAGGGCCCAAAUCAGGUGCGGAGUCUUCCCUGCACUCCCUGGGUGUAGAGAUUGCACCUGCUGAGGGGAGCAUACCAGUGCUAUCUGCUGACAUUGCCCUACCAGGGAUGGAGCUGGACGUGUCCCACCCAGAGGUGGAAUUGGCUGCUGGAGAGCUGAAGGGCAAAACUGAAGGGGCAAAGAUCAAAGGGCACCUGACCAAGGUCCAGAUGUUAGAUAUCAAGAGGCCCAAGGUGGAGCUGAAGGACCCCAAGGUGGACAUCAGCCUCCCUGAAGAGAAUGUGUUGCUGCCCAAGGUUGAUGUGGAUGCCCCGUCUCCUGGGAUCUCCAUGAAGGGUGUGAAAGUGGAAGAUGUCAGGAUGGAAGACAAGGACAUCAAGGCCAAGGAAAGCAAGUUCAAAAUGCCCUCCAUCAAGAUGACAUCCUUUGGCAUGUCUGCACCAAGUAAGUCGAUGGAAGCAUCGGUGGACAUGUCCCUGCCAGAGGCAAAAGCGGAAGUGUCCCUUCCCUCUAUUGAGAGAAAAGUCAAGACCUGCGACCUCAGCGUUCAACUCCCUUCUGCCGACAAGGAAGGAAAGGGUGGUGAGGAGGGCGUGAAACUCCUCGUGGGCCAGCUGCCUGAGGGAGACCUCGCAGGACAGGCCGUGGGAGCCGGACUCAAAGGACACCAGCCUAAGUUACAGAUGCCCGACAUCAAGAUGCCCAAAGUCGACUUUAAAGCCCCAGAUGUGGACAUUGAGGACCCUAAGGUGGACCAGAAGUGUCCCAAAAAGGACGUGAAAGGCCCCAAGGGGGAGGUGACCACCACAGUUGUGCAGGUGUCCAUGCCUAGCGUGGAGAUGGACAUCCAGGCUCCGGAAAAGAAUGUGGUCCUGGGAGAUAAAGACUUGGCCACCAAAACCAGCAAGUUUAAGAUGCCCAAGUUCAAGGUGCCAUCCUUUGGUGUGUCUACGCCAAGCAAGUCUAUUGAGGCCUCCAUGGACGUGUCUCUGCCAGAGGCACAGGUGGACAUGUCCCUCCCCUCCAUUGAGGGAGAAGUCAAGACCAGUGACGUCAGCAUUCAACUCCCAUCUGCUGACAUGGAAGUGAAGGAUGGCAAGGUGGGUGUUAAAGACCCCGACGGCCUGCUGUCCAAAGAAGAGCUCACGGGACAGGCCAUUGGAAGUGGUUUCAAAGGGCACCUGUCCAAGUUCCAGAUGCCCAGUGUCACGGUGCCCAAAGUGGACUUCAAAGCCUCUCAGGUGGACGUCAAGGGACCCAAAGUGGACCUGAAGGGCCCCAAAGAAGACUUGAAAGCCCUUAAGGGGGAGGUGGCCUCCCCUGAUGUGCACAUGUCCCUGCCAAGCAUAGAGGUGGACAUCCAGGCUCCGGAUGCCAAGGUGGAGGGUGACGUGUCCCUGGAAGACAAAGACUUAGUUAUCAAAGACAGCAAGUUCAAGAUGCCCAAGUUCAAGAUGCCAUCCUUCGGUCUGUCUGCACCAAGCAAGUCAAUCGAGGCAUCGGUGGACGUACCUCUGCAGGAGGUACAGGUGGAUGUGUCCCUCCCCUCCCCCAGGGGAGAAGUCAAGACUGGUGACCUCAGCAUUCAACUCCCAUCUGCUGAUGUGGAAGUGAAGGAUGGUGAAGUGGGCAUGAAUCUCCCUGAAGGACAGUUGCCUGAGGGCCAGCUGCCCCAGGGAGAACUCACUGGACAGGCCAUGGUAGAAGAAUUCAAAGGGCACCUGCCCAAGUUCCAGAUAACCAGUAUCAAGAUGCCCAAGGUGGACUUCAAGGCCCCUCAGGUGGACACCAAGGGCCCCAAAAUGGACUUGAAGGGGCCCAAAUUGGACAUGAAAGGUUUCAAGGGGGAGGUGGACAACACAGACAUGGAGGUGGCUCUGCCAAGUGUGGAGGUGGACAUCCAGGCACCGGAUGCCAAGGUGGAGGGUCGCGUGUCCCUGAGAGACAAAGACUCGGCCACCAAAGACAGCAGGUUCAAGAUGCCCAAGUUCAGGAUACCAUCCUUUGGGGUGUCAGCUCCAGGGAAAGACUUGGGAACCUCUGUUGACUUGCCAGGGCCCAAAGUGGGUGUGGAAUCUUCCCUGCCCUCCUUUGGAGUACAGAUCGCACCUGCUGAGGGGAGCAUCCCAGUGCCAUCUGCUGACAUCAUCCCUCUAGGGGCUGAGUUGGAUGUGUCUCUUCCAGAGGUGGAGGUAGCUGCUGGAAAGCUGAAGGGCAAAACUGAAAUGGCAAGGAUCAAAGGGGACCUGUCCAAGGUCCAGAUGCCUGACAUCAAGAUGCCCACAGUGGACCUGAAGGGUCCCAAGGUGGACAUCAGCCUCCCUGAAGUGGACAUGUCACUGCCCAAGGUUGAAGUGGAUGCUUUGGCUCAUGGGAUCUCCAUGGAGGGCGGGAAAGUGGAAGGAGAUGUCAAGAUGGAGGACAAGACCACCAAGGCCAAAGAAGGCAAGUUCAAAUUGCCUUCCAUCAAGAUGCCAUCCUUUGGCGUGUCUGCACCAAGCAAGUCAACAGAAGCAUCGGUGGACGUAUCUCUGCCAGAGGCAGCAGUGGAUGUGUCCCUCCCCUCCAUCGAGGGAGAAGUCAAGACCAGCGACUUCAGCAUUCAACCUCCAUCUGCUGAUGUGGAAGUGCAGGGUGGCGAGGUGGGUGCUAAGGUCCCUGAGGGCCAGCUGUCCAAAGGAGAGCUCAUGGGACAGGCCGAUGGAAGUGGUCUGAAAGGUCACCUGCCCAAGUUCCAGAUGCCCAGUGUCACGGUGCCCAAAGUGGACUUCAAAGCCCCUCAGGUGGACAUCAAGGGACCCAAAGUGGACCUGAAGGGCCCCAAAGAAGACUUGAAAGCCCUUAAGGGGGAGGUGGCGACCCCUGAUGUGGACAUGUCCCUGCCCAGUGUGGAGGUGGACAUCCGGGUACCAGGCACCAAGGUGGAGGGUGACGUGUCCCUGGGAGACAAAGACUUAGUUAUCAAAGACAGCAAGUUCAAGAUGCCCAAGUUCAAGAUACCAUCCUUUGGUGUGUCUGUGCCAAGCAAGUCAAUAGAGGCAUCAGUGGACACAUCUCUGCAGGAGGCACAGGUGGAUGUGUCUCUCCCCUCCCCCAAGGGAGAAGUCAAGACUGGCGACCUCAGCAUUCAACUCCCCUCCGCUGAUGUGGAAGUGAAGGGCGGUGAAGUGGACAUGAAGCUCCGUGAAGGACCGUUGCCUGAGGGCCAGCUGCCACAGGGGGAGCUUGCAGGACAAGCCUCGGGAGAGGAACUCAAAGGGCACCUGCCCAAGUUCCAGAUACCCAGCAUCAGGAUGCCCAAAGUGGACUUCAAGGCCCCUCAGGUGGACACCAAGGGCCCCAAAAUGGACUUGAAGGGGCCCAAAUUGGACAUGAAAGGUUUCAAGGGGGAGGUGGACAACACAGACAUGGAGGUGGCUCUGCCAAGUGUGAAGGUGGACAUCCAGGCGACAGGUGCCAAGGUGGAGGGUGACGUGUGCCUGGGAGACAAAGACUUGGCCACCAAAGACAGCAAGUUCAAAAUGCCCAAGUUGAAGAUGCCAUCCUUCAGGGUGUCAGCUCCAAGCAAGGACUUGGGAAGCUCCGUGGACUUGCCAGGGCCCAAAACAGGUGCAGAGUCAUUCCCCCACUCCGUAGGAGUGGAGAUCACAGCUGCUGAGGGGAGCAUCCCAGUGCCAUGUGCUGACAUUGCCCUAUCAGGGGCUGAGCUGGACUUAUCCUUCCCAGAUGUGGAGGUGGCUGCUGGAGAGCUGAAAGGCAAAACUGAAGGGGCAAGGAUCAAAGGACAGCUGCCCAAGGUCCAGAUGCCCGACAUCAAGAUGCCCAUGGUGGACCUGAAGGGCCCCAAGGUGGACAUUAGCCUCCCUGAAGUGGAUGUGUCACUGCCCAAGGUUGAGGUGGACGCCCCAGCUCCCAGUAUCUCCAUGAAGGGCGUGAAAAUGGAUGGAGAUGUCAUGAUGGAAGACAAGGACAUCAAGGCCAAGGAAAGCAAGUUCAAAAUGCCCUCCAUCAAGAUGCCAUCCUUUGGCGUGUCUGCACCAAGCAAGUCAAUGGAAGCAUCAGUGGACGCAUCCUUGUCAGAGGCAAAAGUGGACGUGUCCUUCCCCUCCAUCAAGGGAGAUGUCAAGACCAGCGACCUCAGCAUUCAACUCUCGUCUGCCAACAAGGAAGGAAAGGGUGGUGAGGUAGACGUUAAGCUCCCCGAGGGCCAGCUGCCUGAGGGAGACCUUGUAGGACAGGCUGUGGGAGCCAGACUCAAGGGGCACCUGCCCAAGUUCCAGAUGCCUGACAUCAAGAUGCCCAAAGUGGAUUUCGAGGCCCCCCAUGUGGACAUCAAGGACCCCAAAGUGGACCUGAAGGGCCCCAAGGUGGACAUCGGCCUUCCCGAAGUGGACAUGCCCCUGUCUAAGGUUGAGGCGGAUGCUCUGGCUCCCAGGAUCUCCAUGGAGGGCAUGAAGGUGGAAGGAGAUGUCAAGAUGGAAGACAAGGACGUCAAGACCAAGUACGGCAAGUUCAAAGUGCCCUCUUUCAAGAUGCCAUCCUUUGGUGUGUCUAGACCAAGCAAGUCCACUGAGGCCUCUUUGGAUGUGUCUCUGCCAGAAGCACAGGUAGAUGUGUCCUUCCCCUCCACUGAGGGAGUAGUCAAGACUGGUGACCUCAGCAUUCAACUCCCAUCUGCCAACGUGGAAGUGAAGGGUGGCGAGGUGGGCGUUAAGUUCUCCGAGGGCCAGCUGUCCAAAGGAGAGCUCACAGGACAGGCUGACGGAAGUGGUCUUGAAGGGCACCUGCCCAAGUUCCAGAUGCCCAGUGUCACAGUGCCCAAAGUGGACAUCAAGGGACCCAAAGUGGACCUGAAAGGCCCCAAAGAAGACUUGAAAGCCCUUAAGGGGGAGGUGGCCACCACUGAUGUGGACGUGUCCUUGCCUAGCGUGGAGGUGAACAUCCAGGCACCAAGCACGAAGGUGGAGGGUGACGUGUCCCUGGGACACAAAGACUUAGUUAUCAAAGACAGCAAGUUCAAGAUGCCCAAGUUCAAGAUGCCAUCCUUUGGUGUGUCUGCGCCAAGCAAGUCAAUAGAGGCAUCAGUGGACGGAUCUCUGCAGGAAGCACAGGUGGAUGUGGCCCUCCCCUCCCCCAAGGGAGAAGUCAAGACUGGCGACCUCAGCCUUCAACUCCCCUCCGCUGACGUGGAAGUGAAGGGUGGUGAAGUGGGCAUAAAGCUCCCUGAAGGACAGUUUCCUGAGAGAGACGAACUCAAAGGGCACCUGCCCAAGUUCCAGGAACCCAGCAUCAAGAUGCCCAAAGUGGACUUCAAGGCCCCUCAGGUGGACAUCAAGGGCCCCAAAAUGGACUUGAAGGGGCCCAAAUUGGACAUGAAAGGUUUCAAGGGGGAGGGGGACAACACAGAUGUGGAGGUGGCUCUGCCAAGUGUGGAGGUGGACAUCCAGGCACCAGGUGCCAAGGUGGAAGGUGACGCGUCCCUGGGAGACAAAGAUUUGGCCACAAAAGAUAGCAAGUUCAAGAUGCCGAAGUUCAAGAUGCCAUCCUUCGGGGUAUCAGCUCCAAGAAAGGACUUGGGAACCUCUGUUGACUUGUCAGGGCCCAAAGUGAGUGCAGAGUCUUCUCUGCCCUCGCUGGGAGUAGCGAUUGCGCCUGCUGAGGGGAGCAUCCCAGUGCCAUGUGCUGACAUCACCCUACCAGGAGCCAAGCUGGACUUGCCCCUCCCAGAGGUGGAGGUGGCUACUGGAGAGCUGAAGGGCAAAACUGAAGGGGCCAGGAUCAAAGGGCACCUGCCCAAGGUCCAGGUGCCUGACAUCAAGUUGCCCAAAGUGGACCUUAAGGGCCCCAAGGUGGAUGUUAGCCUCUGCGAAGUGGACGUGUCCCUGCCCAGUGUUGAGGUGGGUGCCCCAGCUCCCGGAAUCUCCAUGGAGGGCGUGAAGGUGGAAGGAGAUGUCAAGAUGGAAGACAAGGACGUCAAGACCAAGGACGGCAAAUUCAAAAUGCCCUCUUUCAAGAUGCCAUCCUUUGGUGUGUCUACACCAAGCAAGUCCCUUCAGGCCUCUGUGGAUAUGUCUCUUCCAGAGGCACAGGUGGACGCGUCUCUCCCCUUCACUGAGGGAGAAGUCAAGACCAGUGACCUCAGCAUUCAACUCCCAUCUGCCGACGUGGAAGUGAAGGGUGGCAAGGUGGGCAUUAAGGUCCCUGAGAGCCAGCUGUCCAAAGAAGAGCCCACGGGACAGGCCGUUGGAAGUGGUCUCAAAGGUCACCUGCCCAAGUUCCAGAUGCCCAGUGUCACGGUGCCCAAAGUAGACUUCAAAGCCCCUCAGGUGGACAUCAAGGGACCCAAAGUGGAUCUGAAAGGCCCCCAAGUAGACUUGAAAGCCCUUAAGGGGGAAGUGGCCAUCCCUGAUAUGGACUCGUCCCUGCCCAGUGUGGAGAAGGACAUCCAGGUGGUGGGCAUCGAGGUGGAGGAUGACGUGUCCCUGAGAGACAAAGUUGUCAAAGACAGCAAGUUCAAGUUGCCCAAGUUCAAGAUGCCGUCCUUUGGGGUGUCAGCUCGGAGCAAGGACUUGGGAACCUCUGUGGACUUGCCAGCGCCCAAAGUGGAUGCAAACAUGUCCCUGCCCUCCCUGGAAGUAGAGAGCUCUCCUGCCAAGGGGAGCAUCCCAGUGCCAUCUGCUGACAUCACCCUAUCAGCAGCUGAGCUGGACAUGUCCCUCCCGGAGGUGGAGGUAGCCGCUGGGGAGCUGAAGGGCAAAUCCAAAGGGGCUACAAUCAAAGGGCACCUGCCCGAGGUCCAGAUACCCGAUAUAAAGAUGCCUGAGGUUGACCUGAAGGGCACCAAGGUGGAUAUCAGCCUCUCCGAUGUGGAAGUCCCUCUGCCCAAGGUCCUGCUGGAUGCCCCAGCACCCAAGCUCUCCCUGGAAGGCACGAAGGUGGAGGGAGAUGUAAAGCUGGGAGACAAGGACGUCAAGACCAAGGACAGCAAAUUCAAAAUGCCCUCCUUCAAGAUGCCAUCCUUUGGUGCGUCUGUACCAAGCAAGUCCAUCAAAGCACCAGGGGACGUGUCUCUGCCAGAGGCACAGGUGGACGUGUCCCUCCCCUCCUCUGAGGGAGAAGUCAAGACCAGCGACCUCAGGAUCCAACUCCCAUCUGCCGACAUGGAAGUGAAGGGAGGCGAGGUGGGUGUGAAGCUCCCCGAGGGCCAGCUGCCCGAGAGAGAGCUCAAGGUACAGGCCUUGGGAGACGAAUUCAAAGGGCACCUGCCCAAGUUCCAGAUGCCCAAAGUGGACUUCAAGGCCCCCCAGGAGGUCCUGAAGGACCCCAAAGUGGACUUGAAAGUCCUCAAGGGGGAUAAGGCCACCGAAGACACAGAGGUGUCUCUGCCCAGCGUCGAGUUGGACAUCCAGGCGCAGGGCACCAAGGUGGAGGGUGAUGCGUCCCUGGGAGACAAGGACGUGGUGGUCAAGGACAGUAGAUUCCGAAUGCCCCGACGCCUGAGCAUGCCUUCAUUUGGCAAGUCGUCCAGCAGGGUCGCCACGGGCUCGUCUCAGGUUGCAGGAAGUGUCAAAUGUCCCGAGUUGACAGUGUCCACAGCCACCACGGAGCCGGGUCUCAGUGCCUCUGGUCCUGACGUUCCUGAUUCCAGUGUGGGUGUCACCACGGCAUUGCCAGUUGGGAACGACGGAGAGAAAAGCAAAGCGAAGAAACCUCACUUCAAAAUGCCCAAAGGCUUCUUUCCACCUUUAAAGUCCUCUAAAGACCAGGUCACCCCCCACCAGGAUUCUGGGGUGCCUCCUCCCCAACAUGUCUCUGCCGCUCUCCCUGACAUCCCGGCUGGUCUGUCCCAGGAGGAGGUUUCGGCCAGUGGCACACAGUCCCCGCCGGUCCCCAAGGUGGGAUUGGCUGGUCUUCCGUCAGCCAAGCUCGAUCUCCGUGUUCCGCGUGAGGAAUCCGUCCUCCCUUCCAGCCAUGGCGUCACCCUAACAAAGUAUCAGGUGAUGCUCGCCAUGGCCACCGUGCACGCUGAGCUUCCUCCAGAUACAAUUCCUGUGCCGAAUACCGACGCACCCCUCCCCAGCCAUGAAGGCUCAGCUGAGCUGCAGCCCCACGACAAAGCCCCAGCCUCGACAGAAACUCUCCCCAGUCCUGGGGGGCCCCUGGCUCCUGCCACUUACGGAGGGGUGACUUUUCCUAAGUUCCAUAAACCGAAGUUUGGAUUUUCAGUCCUGACGGCAGCUGAUGCUGAGGGCGGGGGCUCUGCAGCUGAGAAAAUCGAGGCUUCCCCACCGCCCUGCACUGCUCUUCCGUCAGCUGAUGCCCCCGUCUGCACGGGGCUGGAGGGUCACUCUGGCCCUGACAUCACAGCAGCUGUGGCACUGGGAGAAGCCCCCUCUCACGACACUGAGUGUGAAGCGAAGGGGAGUCCCUUCAAAAGGCCCAGGCUCAAGCUUCCGUCACUGAGCUGGUCUCCCAAGGAGGCAGGGCCACAAAGAGAUCCCGAGGGCAGCUCUGCAGACACGGAGCUCAGCCUGGGUUUAGACCCUGAUCAGCCUGGCGCCCAGACUGGGAUCCACGCGUCACAGGUGGAAGCGGAUGCAGAUCUGCCCCCCGAGAAAGAUGGCUCGAAGGGGAGGAUGAGAAAGUCGGGCUUCACCAUGCCAAAGCUUCCAUUUUCCAAGGUAAAGGGAGGACCUGGCCUGCCCCCGGGGGAGGUCCAGCCUUGUCUUUCUGGCCCCAAAGCAGCUGCAGAAAGGACCAGCAGCGACAAGGAUGUGGCUGGCGGGGCGCCCGACGGAGAGGACCAGGACCCCACUCUGGGCCUCACCAAACCCGUGCACAGACCCUCUGAGGCCGAGGUGGAGGUGAGCUGGCCGGAGGCCACCACUCGUCUUCCCGAGCAUGACCCGUCUCUCCAGGAGAGCAGUGUGGGGCUUGGGCUCAAGGACAGCCCAGCACACCCACCCCACAGGGAAGGCACAGCCCCUCCAAUGGAACAGGCGCUCCAGCCAGCCAGUGCUCUGCUGGGCGCCGACACCCACACGGUGGAGAGUCUUGACGGGGAUGCUCAGGCGACCGGGGCACCAGCGGGCUCGAAGGAGGGCUGGUUCAGAGUGCCCAAGUUCCACCUGCCCGGCUUCUGGCGCGCGUCCACCAAGGAGAAGAGCAAGGCGGCAGUAGCUGAGGCUCAGGGCCCCGGACCUGGAGGCGGGGACGCAGCAGCUGGAGUGCAGACUCAGGGGGCCAAUGUCCAGGGGUCGACAGAGGAGACAGCUGUGUCGCUGCAGCCCACAGAUGCCAAGGCAGACGGGACGGCCUCCGAGACCGACUCGUACGCAGAUGUCCUGAAACGUGAUGUCCAUGGCACCGGCUUGAAUAUGUCCCUCGCCACUGCCCGUGCGGCCGCGGCUGAUCUCUCUGCUCCUGAGGCCGGGGUCGGUCCUGGUGAAGGCUCCCUCCCCCUCUGGAUGCCCCUCGGGAGGCUGUCAGAGGGUCAGUUUCCCCCAGGGCAGACGGACGAGACUGCUCCUCCAGGACCCGAAGGUGGCCCUACCAGUGUGGAGGAAGGAGCGGAAAGACAGCUCGCCCCCACCGAAGGGCCUCUGAAACUGAAGACUUCACAGACUGAGAUGCCAGCCCAGGUUUCCGUCAUCCAGGUGGACCGGCUCUGGGAGGAUUCCGUGGUCACAGUCACAUUCCCCAAGUUGAAGUCACCGAGGUUUGCUUUCCAUGCCUCCAGCACAGAUGCUGACGUCUUCGUCCCCUCCGUGAGGGAAGUGCCGUGCCUGGGGACAGGCACCGAGGGGGACUUGCAAGGGGAAAGCCCUGGUGUGUGGGGCGCCACCAUCCUGAAGGCUGGCUCCGGGGUCCCUGCGGAGCAGCCGGGGGAUGCGGCUGACUCCUCGGAAGCAUCCCCCCGCUCCAGGGUUAGAGUGCACAUUCAGGGUGCCCGGGUGGAAAGCCAAGCGGUUACUGCGGGCAGUGGGGUCACGCCAGUGUCCACCGAGUCAUCAGGACCUGAGGCCUUUCCCACUCAGAUUGUGCGAGAAUCGGAGGUCCCCGCAUCUGAGAUCCAAAUGCCUUCUUAUGGAUUUUCCUUGCUAAAGGUGAAAAUCCCAGAGCCCCCCCAACAGGCUAGAGUGCACGUGGCCAUUCACGGCUCCCAAGCGGGAGAGGCCUCAGAAGAGGCCCCCCAGAAAGCCGCCCCAGAAGUGGACCCCAUUUCUGCAGACCUGCAGCCCGACACUGGAGAACCAUUUGAGAUCAUCUCUGCCAGCGUCAGCGUGCCGAGACUGCACGCCUGCCCAUCCGAAGUUCCCGCUGGCCGUCAGGGUGCCGACAGCUGUUCCGAUGAGGAGCCAGCGGAAAUUCUUGAGUUCCCCUCUGAGGACAGCCGAGAGGUGGCCACCCUGCCGGCAGAUGAAGACGUGGGCCAAAAGGAGAAGUUGGCAAGUAAAAAGCCUUCUGGUCUGUUCCGGUUUUGGCUUCCGAACAUUGGGUUUUCUUCUUCCGUCGAUGAGACAUGUUCAGAUCCCAGAGAUGAUGUCCAAAUAUCUGCUCCCAUUGAAACGCAGCCCGAGGCGGGACCAGAGACAGAGCUGCCUAAAAAGCAGGAGAAGGCGGGCUGGUUUCGAUUUCCCAGAUUAGGCUUCUCCUCUUCUCCUACCAGGAAGAGUAAAAGCACCAAAGACGAAGCCAAGCUUGCAGAGCAAACUGUCCAAGAAGAGGGAGUCACCUUUUUUGAUACACAUGAAAGUUUCUCCCCUGAAGACAAGGAAGAAGGUGAGCUGGCAGAGGCUGGGCCUGCCUGCGGGAUGGAGACGUCCACUGCAAGAACCGAGCAGAGCCUGCUGGAGCAGGAGGAACACGCCAGCGGUGAGUCUGCUCCCAGGCCCACCACCAAAUGAGGGCCGGGAGGUGGGAUCCUCAGCUGAAGGCAGACAUACGCGAAGCCCGAAAACAGAGUUUGUGCACGUGUAUGGCACACCCCACCCUGACAAUGCUUUACUGAGAACGAAGCAGAAACGAGAAGGUCCUUGCAACCAUCACGUCCUAAAAUGUCCUCCUAAAAUGCGACCUGAAAAGUGCCUAGCUCCCCCAAAUUCUUGCAAGCAAGGGAGGCACUCUGACUCCCCACCAGACUCAGAGUUCACAAUAUAAUGUUGCUUCUGGAAGCGUGGCUGGAGAAGAGUUCUUGCUAAAUA